This is a messenger RNA of Penicillium vulpinum, 1815 nucleotides long. RefSeq lists its product as uncharacterized. Gene Ontology annotation, molecular function: transmembrane transporter activity. Bases 1 to 1815 code for a protein of 604 amino acids. NCBI's taxonomy places the organism in Eukaryota, Fungi, Ascomycota, Eurotiomycetes, Eurotiales, Aspergillaceae. The transcript has a single exon. Gene Ontology annotation, cellular component: membrane. The record is from RefSeq and is a predicted model, not a curated record. Gene Ontology annotation, biological process: transmembrane transport.
AUGUCAUCUGAACACGCGGGUGCAGACCCCCGCGCCAAAGCGCCUCAAGAUCUAGAUCUUACCCCUCCACAAGCUCAAGAUAGAGACUCAGCACCAGUAUCCAGCCGAUCUUCAAUGUCCUACACAAGGACAUACUCAACACCAGCGACCGGGACACAAACUCCUGAUCCACUGAUGGGCAGCACGAAAAUGGUGGGCAAAGUCACCCUCCAAGAGCUCUCGAUCAAUGACAUCAGUCGUGAAAUCAACCAGAGUUAUGAACUCGACACAACAAGCAAAAUGAAAAACAGAAAACACGCAGACUCAGUAUCUCGUCCUCAUCCCGACAGCGACGAAGAAUCGGCAUCCGGAUCCCCGAUCCGCAGCAAACAAGGCAUCCCACCCGAGCUCUCAAGCUUCACAGCCGAGCUUCUCCUAAUCUUCGUCUGCUCAGCAGGCCUAAUGCUCUUCUCUUUCCUGCUGGGCGACAUGCUCGCCCCGCAAGAACAAAUCAAGACAGCCCUCGGCAUCACCAACACCCAACUCCCCUGGGUCGUCGGCGCCUUCAAUACAGCAAACGGGCUGUCGGUAAUCAUCUCCGGCUCGCUAACAGACCUAAUGCCACCGAAGCUCCUAAUGGUCGGAGCCUUCGCCUGGCUGGCCGCAUGGAACUUAAUCGGCGCAUUCACUCUCAACCCAUCCCGCUACGUGCUGUUCUUCGUCAUGCGCGCAAUGCAGGGUCUCGCUAUCGGCGUCCUCGUCUCGGGGAGCAUGAGUAUCCUGGGCCGCGUCUACACACCCGGUAUCCGCAAGAACCGAGUCUUCUCAGCAAUGGCCGCUACCGCUCCGUUCGGGUUCUCUCUCGGCGCACUCCAGGGUGGAGCAUUGUACCAACAUCUCCCAUGGAUCUUCGGGUCAAACGCUAUUAUCUGCGUGUUUUUGUCUGCGGCUGCUUGGUUCGCUAUUCCGCCUCUCCGACCCAUCGCCGAUGUCUCCGGUAAGGAAGCACCGUCGCUCAAGCAAUUCGACUAUAUCGGUGGCUUCUGUGCUGCUGGCGGUUGCGUGUGUCUCUUGUUCGGGCUAACGCAGGGCCCCGUUGCGGACUGGUCCCCUUACACGUACGCUUUAAUCAUCGUCAGCGUCGGACUGUUCGUUGGGCUAUUCUUCGCAGAACGCAACGCUGUUCGCCCUCUCAUCCCUAACCGCCUCUGGCGCACACCGGGCUUCACUCCGCUCAUGAUCGCUUACUUCCUUGGCUUCGGGUCCUUCUUCGGCUGCUGGCAGUUCUACGCGAUUCAGUUCUGGCUGCGUAUCCAACACGCCACUCCCAUUGCUGUUGCGCUGUAUCAUAUCCCCAACGCGCUAGUCGGUGUCCUGGCAACGUUGAUCGUUGCCCGAACUCUACAUCUCGUUCCAGGUCACUAUAUCUACACCGUAUCCAUGCUAGCCUUCACACUUGGAUCGGCGUUCUUCCUGCCGCAGACUGCAAACACCAGUUACUGGGCGCUUUCGUUCCCGGGUAUUUCGCUGGUGACAUUCGGGCCUGAUCUUGCUUUUGCGGCGGCUUCGAUCUUCAUUACUAGCAACGUUGAACGGUCUUAUCAGGGGAGUGCGGGCGCUUUGUUGGUUACGAAUCAGAAUCUUUCGUCGGCGAUUAUGACUAGUGUUGCUGAUGCUAUUGGUACGCGUGUUGAUAGAGGACCGGAUGGGGAAAUUGGUCUUGAUGGGCUGCAUGCUAUUUGGUGGUUUGCUCUUGCGGCGCAGUUGCUUGCUGCGUUGAUCACGAUUGUUUGGGUCAGAAUUCCCAAGGAGGAGGAGAAGGAGCACGUCACUUGA